Messenger RNA from Gigantopelta aegis, 3723 nucleotides. Its product is annotated as serine/arginine-rich splicing factor 1-like. The transcript has 4 exons. The record is from RefSeq and is a predicted model, not a curated record. Gene Ontology annotation, cellular component: ribonucleoprotein complex; nucleus; cytoplasm. Gene Ontology annotation, molecular function: mRNA binding. Bases 92 to 853 code for a protein of 253 amino acids. Lineage: Eukaryota; Metazoa; Mollusca; Gastropoda; Neomphalida; Peltospiridae.
ACAUCGAGUGAGCAUUGUGGGAUUGAAACUUGCCGAACAUUGAAUUGUUCUUUUUACUUUGAAUAAGAUAAUCGUUCAAAUUUGGUACAAAAUGUCUUCUAGGGGAGGUGAUGCUAGGGUAUAUGUUGGAAAUCUUCCACCUGAUAUCAGGACCCGCGAUAUAGAUGAUUUGUUUUACAAAUUUGGGAAGAUUUUGUUCAUCGAUCUGAAAAACAGCAGAGGUCCUCCAUUUGCCUUUGUGGAGUUUGAGGAUCCAAGGGAUGCUGAAGAAGCUGUGUUCCAGCGUGAUGGUAUUAAUUAUGAUGGCUACACCCUCAGAGUUGAAUUUCCUCGUGGCGGUGGACCUGGCUUUGGAGGUGGAAGAGGUGGGGGUGGAAGGGGCGGUGGCCGAGGUUUUGGUGACCGAGGUGGUGGAGGUGGUGGAGGUGGAGGAGGUGGCGGAGGUGGCCGAGGAUUCAGCGGCGGCCGAGGUAUUGGCGGCAGAGGGCGGGGCCGGGGGCGUGGAGGUCCUCCAUCACGACGAUCCGAGUAUAGAGUUCUUGUGUCAGGUCUGCCUUCAACUGGUAGCUGGCAAGACUUGAAGGAUCACAUGCGAGAAGCUGGUGAUGUCUGCUAUGCUGAUGUUUUUAAGGAUGGAACUGGUGUGGUGGAAUUUCUCAGGAGAGAAGAUAUGAAAUAUGCUGUUAAAAAUUUAGAUGAUACCAAGUUUCGUUCCCAUGAGGGCGAGACCAGUUUUGUUAGAGUAAAACAAGAUGGUCGUGGGGGACGAUCAAGAAGUCGUAGCACGUCUCCGAGGCGACGCAGCAGUCCCCGGUACUCACCAAUGAGAUCUCGGUCACGUUCACCUUUCUGAGCAGCAUCCGACCAGCUGUUACUGUGUGAAUCAGGACUUCCUAUGGUCACUGAAAAUACGACUGCAGUAUUUUCCCAGCUUAGGUAUUAACAUUACAGGAAGCAUCUUAUGUAAUAUCAUUUUUUGUCUUUGUGCCUAAAAUAACAAUAUUUGCUAUUGGGCAUGUUCUAGUAAUGAUUUUAUAUUUGUGACAGUGUAUGGAGAAAAAUGCAGAAAGUUUGAUUACAGUUCUCCUUUAGUUUAGUGUAUUCGUCUUUGGCUUACUGAUAAUUUUUUAGGCCUAAUAUACAUGUAUUUUUAUGUGUACCUCUUUCCAUGUGUAUGUUACUAUAUAUACAAUUUCCUCUACAUUACAAUACACAAUAAUUAUUCAGUAUUAUUACUCAUGUGACUGUCUUGAUCAUAAUUGAUUUCCAGGGUAAAUUGUUCUCUCAAAACUUAACGAAAAAUUUACCCACUUUACUUAACUGGAUAUAUAUAUAUAUAACAAUGAAAAGGUUAUGCACAGAUCCCCACAAUACUGAUAAGAACAUUACAAAAAGUAAAUUAUUUCUUCUUUUUUGUGUGGGGAUAUUCAAGUUUUAAAGAAGUUAGAAAAUAAUGCAUUUACAAUGUAAUCAUUUAGAAGUGCAAUUCCAUGUAGUCCUUCAUUAGAAUAACUACUGUAUGACUAUAUAAAAGGAUCAUUAUAUACUUCUAAUGUAAAUGUCAACGUUUCAUACUUAUAUUAAAUGUGAACAUUGUUGAGUCAUGUUUUCUUCUUGAUUAGUUAAAAGAUAUAAAUGAAAUACAUUUUAAUUUCGUCCUUUACAUUUGGAUUUUCGAUUUCUUUUUAAUUGAAUGAAGUAUUGGUUUCCAGCAGUCUUUGAACUUUUGUUGAGUAUUUAUGGUUUAUAUAUUUAGUCCUAAAAAUGUCUCAAUUUAAAAAGAAUUAAUUAAAUUAAUCUUUUUAACGUUGUAUCUUGCUACACAAAUUUUAAAUUUUUUUAUCCUUGUCAUUAAUAUUAUUUUUCAUUGUAAUCACUAAUUUUUUCUGUUUUUCUUUUUUGUCCAGUUUUGGUAAAGGAUUAUAAUCUUGUUGGAUGUUUUGGGGACUGAAAAGGAUUGCAAUCCUGUUCUUGGCUGUAUUGGGAAUGAGCAGGAUUGAAAUCAUGGAAAUAUAGGGAUUGGAAAGGAUCAUAAUACGUUUAAAAGGAGCAAAAAGGAAAUAAGGGAAAAAAUUCAAAAUCCCAGGAAAAAUGUAGGAUCAUUGCAUAGAGAUACAGGCUGAAAAAAGUACUCCAAAGGAUUGCACCCAAACCUAUAUAAAGAAGAAAGGUAUUCUUCAUUGGCAAAUACUUCAUAAAUUUGUAAAGAGCUAUAGUUUAGGUACGAUGACAAACACAAGGAUGUCAAAAUGGAUGGAUGGAUUGCAUUGUUACAUUAUUAAAGGAUGUGCAGUGUGAAUGAGGAGGAUGGGGAUAUGCCUUGUAUGGCUUUUCUUCCAGUGAGGAAAAUGUAGCCUUAUUAUUCCAGUUGUGGGAGAAAAAAAUUAGAAAUUUGGAUGAGUUAUAUUUGGUAGGCAAACAGAUUUAUCUGGAUUUGAAGUUUAAAAGGCUAAGGGCAUUUGCUUGGAUACCAGGUAGUUGUGUACAGGAGAGAUAUGCAUGACAAAAUUAUAUAUAUCUGGAAGAACGUUUUUUUUUAUAUAUAUAAAUAGGAGGUUGGAUAAAGCACAGCAGUUGGACACAGGAUUUUUAGGAAUUGAAUGGAUAAAGCAUUCGUAGAGGAUUUUUAGGAAUUGAAUGGAUAAAGCAUUCGUAGAGGAAGUCCCACUUUAUCUCCAGAAGGAUUUUUUUUAACUACAGGCUUGGGGGAAAAAAGAAGGAUGGAUAAAAUUCACACAAUUCACACUUUAAAUAUUUUGGAGUGUUUCACCCUCAAUUAGAAAGGAGUUGAAAUAUUAAUGAAUCACAUGUACAGAUCAUAAUUCCCACACUUUCACUUUGGAGGUCGUUUUCAUGAGGAUACCAACAUAUUGCUCAGUUACAAGGAUGGAAGUAUUUGUUGGUAAGGAUUCAUUGUGGAUUCCUUUUGCAAAAUGAAAUUUUAAAAAUCAAUAUAUGGACAAUUUAUUUAAACCAUGUAUUAGUUUUAAUUAAAUUGGUUGUAUAUCCUGCCAAACAGUCUUAAAAUAUUUAUUACAAUUAAUGUUGAUUUCAAAAUGAGUUGCUUCAUUAAUUAAUUUGUCCCAACUGUUAUAAUAGGUAUGGUAUGGAGAUCUAGCAGCUAUGGAAGAAAAUACUAGUGGUAGUAAUAGCUUGUAGGACCAGGGAGUAUAUUACAAUCAAGGGAUUUUUAUUGUGUUGUUGUUUUGUAAUUUUGUCACAUAGUUUACAUAUGUAUAUAUACAUGUCAUUUUAUUUUAUUUUAUAUACGUCAGUAUGAUUAGUAUUGUACAAACUCUACAUCGGUAAAUUGUAUUGUAUUGUGUCAUCUGUUGACAUCCCUUUUCAAUCUCAGGCGGAGGGAAGAGUCUCAAACUGCAAAAUAAGGGGCAAUAAUCAUAGCAUAGAUGUACGUUCAUCAAGUCCAUUUGAUAGGUUUUCCAUAUUAAUAAAGAGAAGAGAUUGUGAGACUGCUACAAGGGAAGUGCAACUUGAACUUUUUAUGACAAUAUACCAGCUGAUCAGCAACACAAGUUUAUGUUGGAGCUUACAUGGACAGACACUGUUUACUUUCAUAGAAAAACCACGCCUCACCAUAGGAUUUUGUUCCAUUUUUAUUUUUAAAUAAUCCAAAGCAUGUUGUAUGCAAGCUUUGUGGAUUUCAUAUUUUUAAUAUAGGUGCUUUUGUUCAUGUAGUGUGUUCAGAUUAAAAAUCGAACAAAG